AUGAUGUGGAUGGAGAGCAUAGCAGUGUUUACAGAGGCUGAUUUCGAUAAAUGUGGCAUAGUCAUAGCGCCUGCAAAGAAGCUCUAUCUGGCUGCUCAACAACUUAAACAACAAUCGCUGUCGCAUCAACACGGCAGCAAUGAUAAAUUCUAUACAGAGGUAAAAGAUAUCCUCAUUGAAUCCCAAUGGAAUGGAACUUGGCGACCAUUUGAAAUUUUCCAAGUUGCUCUCGAAACAUUCUACGCAAACGUGUUCACACGAUUCAUGAUGCAUCAAGACUCAUAUGACAAGAUGGACCAUCCCUUUUUGGUCGUACCAGGUGCACCAGGGAUCGGAAAGACAAGAUACCUUUAUGAGUGCCACAAGGUAUUCGAACAAGAAUAUCAAGAUAAACUCGAUGAAAAACAACGAUUGCCAUCCAAUUUCCCAACAUGCAUGCUCCAUUUGGUUGUUUCCUAUGGCAACGGAACAUCCUUUCAGGAAAAGUCCGAGCUCAAUGAACAAGAAACACUCUCCCUUCGUCUUUUCCAUCGAUACUUCUUUGAUGGUAUUAAAGAGGUGGAUGGUGCAAGUUUUACCAAUUUUUGCCAGGCCAUAAAGAGUCGUUUCCAAUCACCAUUGGGUUUGGGAACUUGUUUGUCAACUAUUUAUCAACAUCUUAUUGUACAGAAAAGAAUCGAAGAUGGUGAUAAAGACCUUUGCUCUGGCUUAGAACUCGUCCGUGACUCUCUAGGUGGCUGGCCACGAUUACUGGAAAUAUUUUGGUUUGAUUAUUUUUCUUCGGACGUCCAACAAAGAGCAAACAAAGUUGUUCCAUUCUCCAGCGGUAUCAGUGAAUUUCAUGGGCGGUUAUCUGGAACAUCGUAUCAUCGUAGUCUUUCAAGUCCUCCUCCAUUCAUCCAAACCAUACUUUCCUAUGCUAUUACAUGCAAGUCGGUUGAAAGUUCGUCCCUAAUCCCAGAUUCAAACACCACAUUUGAACAAGCUGAAAUGGACUCGUGCAUCAGAAUCGUCAAGUUUAGAGGUCGCCAUGUUGUAGAUAUUCCCUAUUUCUUUGUCAAAAUGUACGCACAACGUGUUGCUAGUCCAUCAUCAGCAUCUUUGACACAACUCUUCUAUUAUUUAGAGUCUUCCCACUCCAAGAUUCAUUUUGGUGAUUGGGAGAUUAUAUGUGCCAUACAUCAAGAUGUCAGAACCCAAAUGUUUGCUCAAGACAAAACCGUCAGAGUUGGCGAUUUCUUGCCUGGCAUCGCAACAGAUUUUACAAGUGAACAGAUAUUAGACCUUACAAAUCUCAAUGGAACCUAUUUGUUGUUCCAAGGAAAACACAUCAUUGGUGAAACUCGUUUGACAGGUGCUAUGUUUGAAAAAGAACUCAAGAGCCUUGACGAGGCACAACUCAAACCAUAUUUAUAUAUAUUUGUUACUAAUAGAGGAGUUGAUUUACCAGCAAUGAUAACAUCACGUACUCAAGACAAUAUUAUAAUACUCAAUCUUUAUGAAUACCUCCCUAAUUUUAUGCACCCUAUUCUCAAUGUUCAAACCCCCAAACAAACAAAGGAUCAAGCUAUCAUACUCCAAGAAUUCCAAUCAUCAGGUCUUGUUCAAACUACCAGUUGA
Messenger RNA from Cavenderia fasciculata, 1620 nucleotides. RefSeq lists its product as uncharacterized. The record is from RefSeq and is a predicted model, not a curated record. NCBI's taxonomy places the organism in Eukaryota, Evosea, Eumycetozoa, Acytosteliales, Cavenderiaceae. Bases 1 to 1620 code for a protein of 539 amino acids. The transcript has 6 exons.